GUUUUCCCAUCUGCCGGAAACAGUAUCUUUGACCGACCAAAGUGUAGCGUGUACAGCUCUUAUAUUUCCUUUACGAUUGAUGCUGCGGUUCGUGUUGAAUUUGUGAGUUUACACAGUGGAAGUUAAAUAAUGGCGCCACGGAAAGGAAAAACUCAGCAGGAGCAGGUGCAGGUCUCUCUAGGACCUCAAGUAAGAGAAGGGGAAGUGGUGUUUGGCGUUGCCCACAUUUUUGCCAGUUUCAACGACACUUUCGUCCAUGUUACCGACUUAUCAGGAAGGGAAACUAUUGCCAGAGUUACUGGAGGCAUGAAGGUUAAGGCGGACAGAGACGAAGCGUCGCCCUAUGCUGCUAUGUUGGCUGCUCAGGAUGUUGCAGAGAAAUGCAAGACAUUGGGAAUCACAGCACUGCACAUAAAGUUACGUGCAACUGGUGGCAAUAAGACAAAAACUCCUGGCCCAGGAGCACAGUCGGCCCUACGUGCUCUGGCCCGGUCCAACAUGAAGAUUGGGCGAAUUGAAGAUGUGACGCCAAUUCCCUCAGAUUCCACACGCAGGAAGGGUGGACGACGUGGUCGUAGGUUGUGAAGUGACUGUAUACUUGUGUGGAACUUGUACUACUGUUAUAUAUUCCUAUCCAAUGAAAUAAAAUAUUUGACAUA
Schistocerca americana (American grasshopper) is the source of this 659-nucleotide messenger RNA. Its product is annotated as 40S ribosomal protein S14a. The transcript has 4 exons. Lineage: Eukaryota; Metazoa; Arthropoda; Insecta; Orthoptera; Acrididae. Gene Ontology annotation, biological process: maturation of SSU-rRNA from tricistronic rRNA transcript (SSU-rRNA, 5.8S rRNA, LSU-rRNA); ribosomal small subunit assembly; translation. The record is from RefSeq and is a predicted model, not a curated record. Gene Ontology annotation, molecular function: structural constituent of ribosome; small ribosomal subunit rRNA binding; mRNA 5'-UTR binding. The coding region runs from base 130 to 585 and encodes 151 amino acids. Gene Ontology annotation, cellular component: cytosolic small ribosomal subunit; ribosome.